CACGCUUGUAACCGGGUACGGUAUGAAUACCCGCCGCUGAUUGUACAUAUAUAUCGAGACAAUAGAAGGUAUUAGUCGCUGAACUCUUUAGAACUCGUGCGUUACGCUAGUGUCGAAUAUCUAUAUAUCGUUAGCAGGUCUUGACUGGUUAAUUUUUCUUACAUGCAGUCAGUUCUUUGUUUCUAAGAGUCAGUUGUGCGUGCAGCGUCUUUCAGUGUACAUCUUCGGUCUUUCUCUGAACUAUUGUGUAUUAAUUUUAAUUUUAUUAGUAAAUAUGUCGGAUGAUGUGGAAGAAUAUGCAGUAGUUGAGUUCGAGGAAUGGAUUAAUGAUAAAAAAGCGGUAGAAGUAGUUCCGAUUGGUUGGCUGACCGAGGACGAAACUGUGUGUUACUGGCCGCCAAAACAUCAAGAAGAAAAUUUGCAAAAAUGGAUUGAGAUAAAAUACGCACCAGGUAAAACGUGGAUAAAGUAUCCUGUCAACGUCAUUAGCAAAGCAAGAGAUUAUGAUCAAGGGAUCCGUAGAUUGAAGAGAUCCUUUAAAAAAUAGUAUAUUACACACCGAGGGAAGUAAAGUAAGAAAUGUCUCAGAUCACAUGUAAUUAUUGGCCGAGGCGAAGCCGAGGUCAACAAACAUGUGAUCUGAGGCUUUCUUAUUUACUUCCCGAGGAGUGUAUACUAUUUUUCUCCUCGACGGAGGCGGGAAGCGGCAACUUCGUUUUGCACAGCGGGACGAAGGUUGACGCUUUCCGCCCGGAGGUGAGAAAAAGAAUGUUGACAGCACUGAGAGUGACUUACAAUUUAACGAUGACCAUCAACCUAUUAUGAUGAGUACUACGAGAGUGGCUCAGAUUCUAGCAAAGCCAAUUCCUUUGAAAACUACAAAAAAACAGCUAGACCACGGUCAGUCUUCAGAUUACAUAGAAUCCAAUUUACAACUACCUGAAAUUGAUGAAUUCGCUGAGAAUGAGAAUAAUAAUUCAAAUCAGAUUAGUUUGGAAAUUGACUCUGCUGAGAAGGUGCCAGAAUCACUAUCGGUGGAACCCAAAGAUUGACAUCUUUCAAACGGUCUCGGCCGGAUGCAACAAAUGCGAAGAUGAUGUCUAUAAGAUAAUGGGGAAAAUCAUCAAAAAAGAAGUACAAUUGCAGUAUAGCGGGGCUGGUAAAUUAAUUAAAGGUCUCAGAAAAAAAAGUUUCAAAGAAACUGAGACUUUCAAUGCUUUGGAUAGAUUCUUUACGGCUGAAUAUCAUGCCUCUAAAGAAAAAAUAAAAGUACUGACUGCGGUAAGUACUUUUUUAUCGGGGGUAAAAGACAGAGACGGUUGUCGGGCUCAGCGAAAUAAAAAUAUACAAAUUUUGGAAGAAUUAAACAACGAUAAAUAAAACAUAAAAAUACAGAUCAUUAUAAUUUAAAAAAUAAUAUAUAUUCAUGAUUAUUUUGAUACCGUCUUCUAAUAAUUAA
Molecule: messenger RNA, 1459 nt
Organism: Microplitis mediator
Lineage: Eukaryota; Metazoa; Arthropoda; Insecta; Hymenoptera; Braconidae
Exons: 4
Coding region: 949-1380 (143 amino acids)
Source: RefSeq, a predicted model, not a curated record